This is a messenger RNA of Rotaria sp. Silwood2, 1404 nucleotides long. The record is from the annotation of a GenBank genome assembly. Lineage: Eukaryota; Metazoa; Rotifera; Eurotatoria; Philodinida; Philodinidae.
AUGACAACAGCAAUUACUAGAGCUCAAGCCAAAUUACAACAACAAACAAUGGCAACACCAUCUAUUAAACUGACAGAUGGAAAAAUUAAUGAGCUCAUCCCACAAGGGAAAGAAGCGACUGAUGAAGAACUGAUAAUCAAACCAUCAGAAAAAAAUUCAAAUAAGAUCAUCCCAUUUGAUAUGGAUGAUUUAAGAAAACUUCAAGAAGAAGAUAAAACAACUCAAGAAAUUAAAAAGAAUAUUAAGAAUAAAAAACAGUAUUUUAUUAAAGAUGGAAUAUUAUUUAGAAAACAACAACUACCACUUUCACCAGUGCCAUACGUUCCAAUAGGACGAAUACGUGCUGAUAUAUUAAAAAUUUAUCAUGAUACACCUGCAAAUGGAGCACAUUUUGAACGUGACAAAACAAUAAGAAAAAUACAAGAACGUUAUUAUUGGCCAACAAUGAUAGCAGAUAUUAAAAAUCAUUUAAAUUCAUGUUUACCAUGUGCACAAAACAAUUAUCGUCGUCAAAAAUUACCAGGAAAAUUAAAACCAAUACCACCACCAGAAGGAAUAUGGAAAUUAUUAAGUAUGGAUUUUCAUGGUCCAAUAACUCCAACAUCAAAAAAAGGAAAUAGAUACAUUAUAUCUCUAACAGAUGUAUUAUCAAAAUUUGUUAUCGCAAAAGCUGUUCGAGAUUGCUCAGCAACAACAGCAGUGAAAUUUCUUAUUAAUGAUGUUAUAUUAAAAUAUGGUACUCCAACAUGUAUAUUAACCGAUAACGGUACUCAUUUUACUUCUCAAGUUAUGAACAAAUUAUUUGAAAACAUUGGAGUUACCCAUCUUUAUUCCACAGUGUAUCAUCCACAAACUAAUGGACAAAUUGAACGAUUUAAUGCUACAAUGGAUGGAAAAAUUGCCGCAUUAUGUAAUGAACGACGAACAGAUUGGGAUGAAGUAUUACAAUUUGUUACAUUUAAUUAUAAUACAUCAAUACAUGCAACAACAAAACAAACACCAUUCGAAAUGAUGCAUGGAAGACAAGUUACACUUCCAUUUGAUCAACAAAAAGAAAUUAUUUCGCUCACACAAGAUUCAGAGCACAGUGAAAAAAUUAGAAUAUAUCUCGAAAAAUUAGUGAAUGAAGCUCGAAACAAUAUUAUAAAAAAUCAACAACAAUAUAAAGCUCGAUAUGAUUUACAUAGACAAGAUUUAGUAUUAAAAAUUAAUGAUUUAGUUUUAAUCAAAACAAAAAAUAUUAGGAAUAAAUUUGAUAUACGAUAUGAAGGUCCAUUUAAAAUUAUUAAACAAUUAGGACAUAAAACAUUCAUUGCUCAACAUGUAAAAAAAUUAACAUUAACAAGACAAGUAACAAUGGAUGUCAUCGUUCCAUUGGUGGAACGAUGGAAUUUAAUUCAAUAA